Molecule: messenger RNA, 2541 nt
Organism: Gossypium raimondii (Peruvian cotton)
Lineage: Eukaryota; Viridiplantae; Streptophyta; Magnoliopsida; Malvales; Malvaceae
Product: alpha-L-arabinofuranosidase 1
Exons: 18
Coding region: 284-2308 (674 amino acids)
Biological process (GO): L-arabinose metabolic process
Molecular function (GO): alpha-L-arabinofuranosidase activity
Source: RefSeq, a predicted model, not a curated record
CUCGAAGUGGACUUUUUCCUUUAUUGAGUGAGUUGCUUCUAAGUCGCAAAAUCGUCAUCUUCUACUAUUGUAGGAUUGCUAGAAGAGGCGGACAUUACAAAGGCUGGAACUUACAAAGUGUAAAGUACAUUUUUUUGCUGUCGUGAAAGCAAGGCAACCCGCAUACCGAACCGUGGAAGCAAAACACUUGUCCUGUCUUUUCCGCUAACACUUUACUGUCCUCGCGUCAGCUCCGUUGGAGUGCUCUGAAUGCUGUUUCCUCAUGCUGGAUGUGGUGUAGGCAAUGGGUUAUUGCAAGGCUCCUUGUGUGUUUUUACUAUGCCUCUUCAUCAGUUUCUGCCUUCCCCGUCAAUUGUUGGCUGAUGAGGUUGACAAAAACCUGACAGCUCAGCUGUUUAUAGAUGCUUCCGAACAGUCAAGCCGUCCAAUACCUCAAACACUGUUUGGAAUAUUCUUUGAGGAGAUCAACCAUGCUGGUGCUGGUGGGCUGUGGGCAGAGCUUGUAAGCAACAGAGGAUUUGAAGCUGGGGGUGCUAAUAUUCCUUCAAACAUUGACCCAUGGUCCAUAAUUGGGGACGAGUCAUCUAUAAUUGUGUCAACAGACCGGUCGUCAUGUUUUGAACGUAAUAAGGUGGCUCUCAAAAUGGAGGUGCUCUGUAAUACUGAUGGCACUCAUAUCUGUCCAUCUGGAGGAGUUGGUAUAUAUAACCCAGGGUUCUGGGGCAUGAAUAUUGAGCAAGGGAAGAGCUACAAGAUCGUAUUUUAUGUUCGUUCAACAGGAGCAAUUGACAUUUCUGUAUCUUUUACGAGCUCAGAUGGCUUGCAGACGCUAUCCUCCACCAACAUAAAAGCUUCUGCUUCUGAUGUUUCAAACUGGACAAAGAUGGAGGUUCUGUUGGAAGCCAAGGAAACAAAUCACAAUUCAAGGCUGCAACUAACAACAUCGAAAAAUGGUGUGGUAUGGUUUGAUCAAGUUUCAGCUAUGCCUUUGGACACUUACAAGGGGCAUGGUUUCCGAAAUGAGCUUGCUGAAAUGCUUGCAGAUAUCAAACCUCGCUUUAUUAGAUUUCCAGGUGGCUGUUUUGUGGAAGGUGAAUGGUUAAGAAAUGCUUUUCGCUGGAAAGCAAGUGUUGGACCUUGGGAAGAAAGACCAGGGCACUUUGGUGAUGUUUGGAUGUACUGGACUGAUGAUGGACUUGGUUACUUUGAGUUUCUUCAAUUAGCAGAGGAUCUUGGUGCAUUGCCAAUAUGGGUUUUCAACAAUGGAAUUAGUCAUAAUGAUCAAGUUGAUACAUCCAGUGUUCUGCCUUUUGUGCAAGAGGCCCUUGAUGGCAUUGAGUUUGCUAGAGGUGAUGCUAGUUCUACAUGGGGUUCUGUUAGAGCUGCAAUGGGACACCCUGAACCUUUCGAUUUGAAAUAUGUUGCUAUUGGGAAUGAGGAUUGUGGGAAGAAGAAUUAUCGAGGAAAUUACCUCAAGUUCUAUGAUGCUAUAAAGCGGACCUACCCAGAUAUCAAAAUCAUUACAAACUGUGAUGGAUCUUCUCUCCCGCUUGACCACCCAACUGAUCUUUAUGAUUUUCAUGUUUAUACAUCUGCCAACAACUUGUUUUCUAUGUCCCAUAAAUUUGAUCGUACAACACGACAGGGUCCAAAGGCCUUUGUUAGUGAAUAUGCUGUGACUGGGAAAGAUGCUGGCACUGGAAGUCUUUUAGCAGCACUUGCUGAGGCUGCAUUCCUUAUUGGUCUGGAAAAGAACAGCGAUGUUGUGCAUAUGGCUAGCUAUGCACCACUUUUUGUGAAUUCCAAUGACAGACGGUGGAACCCAGAUGCAAUCGUCUUCAACUCCUUUCAGGUGUAUGGAACUCCUAGCUACUGGGUGCAACGUUUUUUCACAGAAUCAAGUGGAGCAACUCUUCUUAAUGCAACACUGCAAAAAGAUUCAUCUAAUUCCCUUGUUGCAUCUGCAAUUACUUGGAAAAAUUCAGAGGAUGGUCAAACCUACAUAAGGAUAAAGGUUGUAAACUUUGGGAGCAAUUCAGUCAACCUCCAAAUUUCUGUUGAUGGAUUGGAUCCAAAUUCUGUAAAGCUGUCUGGAUCAACAAAGACCACUCUCACGUCUGCUAAUCUGAUGGAUGAGAAUUCCUUCAAGGAGCCAAAGAAGGUCGCUCCUAAUCAAACACUGCUGGAAGAUGCGCAAGAGAUGAGUGCGCUACUGCGACCACAUUCUUUCACUUCAUUUGAUUUGUUAAAAGAGUCUGUGAGUCUUAGAAUUACAGAGGAUGAUUCUUCUCUCGUAUCUUCCAUCUGAAAUAAAUUAAUGGGAAGUAGUAAUAUGCAAAACGUAAAAGAUGCGUGGGUCUAUAUAUAUUAAAAUAAUGAUAGUUCACCAGCGAUCUGGUGGAUAUCAAGUCUUUGCAUUCAAUCAGCUAUGUAUAUAAAGUCUCCUCUGCCAUUUGGUUUUCAUUUUAGGGUUCAUCAAAUAUAACAUAACAUUUCGUAAUCUCACAUCCCUGAAUAAAAUUAUGUGUUUGGGUUUUAUCA